This is a messenger RNA of Oldenlandia corymbosa var. corymbosa, 3883 nucleotides long. Lineage: Eukaryota; Viridiplantae; Streptophyta; Magnoliopsida; Gentianales; Rubiaceae. The record is from the annotation of a GenBank genome assembly.
GGUAAUAAUCUCAUUUCGUAUUAUUGAGGACCUGAUAGAUGUCCACAAAAGGUUUGAGUUCACAAUUUUCAAUUUCAAAAAGUUUUUAAAAUAAUUGAAAACAUGGAAUGAUUUUGUAUGAUUUUCAAGUAAAAAUAAACAAUGAAUUUGAAGAAAAAAGAAUCUUAAAGGUGCGGGUUUCGAAUAAGAAAAUCUGGCAAAAAAUGGAGCGAAUUUGGAGAUGUGCACAAAAGGUUUGAGGAUGGUAUACAAAUACUGAAGGUAAUAGAAGAAGUGGUGGAAGUAAUAGAAGAAGGGCUGAACAAAAUGAGGAUGGUAUACAAAUACUGAACCACAAAGGGAUUAGGAUCAAUGAGGGAAGAUCCUGUGAUAAAAUGAAGUCUGUAAAUGAAAUCUGUUAUUCGGACACUAGUCACCUUAUUAUAGGGUCUAGUAGUCAUGAGUAGCAUCAUCUCCUGGAAUGUAAGGGGGCUUAACAGCCCCCUGAGAGGUUACUAACCUUCUCUAUGUAAAUAAAGUUGGGUUGGCCGGAUUGAUAGAAACAAAAUUAACAGGUGAUUAAGUACAGGAGCUGAUGACUAGGAAAUGGACUGAAUAUGACUAUGUGAGUAACCAUGUCAAUAAUGAGAAGGGGAGGAUUUUGCUUAUAUGGAGGAAAGGAAAAUAUACAGUGAGGGUGAUAACUAUCAACAAACAAUUUAUUCAUUGUGAAAUUCAGGAACAUGGCAGACAGUUUCUUCUAACUGUUGUCUAUGCUGAUCAUAUAGUUCAACGAAGGAAGCCAUUAUGGGAGGAUCUAAGCAGUCUAAUGCAAGGCGGUCGAAUUGCUUGGUUGAUGAGGGGAGAUUAUAAUUGCAUAAUAAGUAAAGAGGAAAGACUUGGUAGAAGGCAAGAGCUCAAUGAAGACAAUGGAAAAUUCAAAAUGAUGAUUGAAAACUGUGAAUUUUGGCAAUUGAAUACUUAUGAUGGGGAAGAGUAUACAUGGUCCAAUAAACUGAUUGGGGAUAUGAGAAUCCUAGCUAAGCUUGACAGAACUCUAGUAAAUGUUGAUUUGAUGUUGCAACAUCCAACUAGCUAUACUACUGUCAUGCCAGCAGGAGUAUCUGAUCAUAAUCCCUUGGUGAUUAGGUGGGAAAGUGGUAGACAUGAAGGGAAAAGAACCUUCAAAUUCUUCAAUAUGUGGAUGGAGCAUGAGGAAUUUGAAGGCAUUACAAAGGAGACUUGGAAGGAGAAGAUUAAAGGUAGUAAGCAGUACAACGUAAUGCAAAAACAGAAGAGAAUAAAGCCAAAGCCGACACACUUAAACAGGAAAAGCUUUGCAGAAUAGAGGAAAAGGAGAAGGAAUGGAAAGCAAAGCUGGAAAAGAUACUAAGGGCAUUAAUGGAUGAUCCUGUGAAUGAAGAAUUACAAGUUCAGGAAAGAACAACAUUGGCAGUAUACUCUACGUGCAGUAGAGCAGUGAUGAGUGUUUGGAAGCAGAAAUUGAAAGAAAGGUGGUUACAAGAUGGAGAUCUGAACACUAAGUAUUUCUAUGCUAGUAUGAAACAGAAGAAUAAUAGAAAUAGGAUCAGAUCUUUUGUGACUGAUCAGGGAGAUAUAGUAGAGGAAUGGCAGGAGCUUGAAAGGCAUUUCCUACAGUUUUAUGAAGAUCUGUUGAGGAAAGAAGUAGAGAGAACAAAUGCAAGAAGUGAAGUAUUCAACUCAGGGCCUAAUUUGUCUCAAGAACAGCAGGUUCUUCUGACUAAAUAUUUCACCAUUGCAGAGGUUAAAGCACCAUUAUAGAUAAAAGUGCUGGACCUGAUGGUUACAGCAGUGGUAUCUAUAGAAGGAUGUGGCAUAUUGCAGGAGGGGAGGUCAGUGAAGCUGUGUUUGAAUUUUUCAAGACUGGGCAACUAUUAAAACAGAUUAAUGCAACUAUGAUAAGUUUGAUUCCCAUAACUGCUUCUCCUAGGAAUGCGGCUGAGUUCAGGCCAAUAUCUUGCUGCAAUACAUUCUAUAAAUGUAUCUCUAAGAUGUUGUGUAAGAGACUGAGCAAGAUACUACCUGAUCUAGUGGAUCUAAAUCAGGGAGCAUUUAUCCAACAGAGGUUGAUCCUACAUAAUAUUCUGCUGGCACAAGAAUUAAUCAGGAAGUACAGGAGAAAGAACAUUCAUCCUAGCUGUGUGACGAAAGUUGACCUCAAGAAAGCAUAUGAUUUUGUACAUUGGGGGUUUAUCAUGGAAAUGUUAAAGGCAUUCAAGUUUCAUCAGAAGUUUAUAAAUUGGAUGAUGGUCUGUGUGACAACUAGCUCGUAUUUCAUUAACUUGAAUGGAAGCAUUACUGGUUUCUUCCCAGGGAAAAGAGGACUAAGGCAAGGGGAUCCUUUGUCACCCUUGCUUUUUGUGCUGGUCAUGGAAUAUUUUACUUGACUGUUGAAGUUAGAAGCAAGCAGAGAACAAUUUGUAUAACAUCCUAAUUGCAAGAAGUUACAGAUCACUUCUCUGAGUUUUGCGGAUGACCUGCUACUUUUCAGUGGUGCUGAGGUUAAUACAGUAAAGGUAAUCAAAAAAGUCCUGGAUCAGUUUGCAGGAACCACUGGGUUGUCAGUCAAUCUGGGGAAGUCUAAUAUGUAUUUUGGAGGGUGCACUGAGGAAAAGAUACAAGAAUUAAAACAGGUGAUGGGUUUUGAAGAAGGACAGUUUCCUAUGAGAUACUCGGGGCUUUCUGUUUCUCCAACAACAUGGACUAAGAGUGAUUGCCAAGUGAUGGUGGAGAAGAUCACAGCUAGACUUAACUAUUGGACUUCUAGGAACUUAUCAUAUGAUGGCAGAACUCUAUUAGUCAACACUAUGCUGCUAAAUUUGAACUCAUAUUGGGCCAGUAUCUUUUUGAUCCUUCAGAGUGUAAUGCAACAAGUGAUAACUGUUUGCAGGAAUUACUUGUGGGGAAAGAGGCAGAAUGGCAAGUGUUGGGCUUUAGUUUCUUGGGAAGAUAUAUGUUGUAAGCAUAAGGAGGGUGGAGUAAAUCUAAAAGAGCCAAGGAAGUGGAAUAUGGCAUUGUUGGGUAAGCAAAUUUGGGACUUAGCACAGCAGAAAGCAAGCUUGUGGAUAAGAUGGAUGCAUGAAUACUACCUGAAAGGAAAGUCUGUAUGGGAGUAUAAUGUGCCUCAAGAUUCCAGCUGGCAUAUGAAAAAGUUGAUGAAGAUUAGAGACUUGUUAAAAGGUGAUGUGCAGAAAGUUCCCUGGCAUGGAAAUGGUGGACAAACUUACACAGCUAAGCUUGGUUAUCAGUGGCUAAGAGGAUCAAAGGAGAAAUAUCAGCCAGCAAGUAUUAUAUGCAAUAAUUAUAGCUUGCCUAAACACUGCUUCAUAAGUUGGCUGGCUUGGAAAGGAAGACUGUUGACAGCAAAAAGAUUGGAGCAGAUGCAGCUGAUAGUUGAUGAUGCUACUUGUGGCUUAUGUCAGAAUGAUGUAGACAUCACAGAUCAUCUCUUUUUCCGUUGUGAACAUUCUCAGGCAAUUAUAGCAGAAAUGCAAGACUGGCUAGGAAUCACGAGGAGGAUGCACAGUUUGAAUGCUGCUGGAAUUAGUUUCAUAUGGAAAAACAACAAGAUCAAGAGAACAGUGUGGUAUGCCUGCCUUAAUGCAAUUAUUUACUGCAUAUGGACAGAGAGGAAUGCUAGAAGAUGUGGAAGUGGAAUGUUAGAUGCUAUAUCAAGAUUUGAGUUGAUGAAAAAGGAGGCAGUUUGGAAGAUACAGUGUAAGCAGACAAGAGUAAAGGUUCAGAAUCAGGUUUUUUUUUUUUUUUUGCAUAAACUAGGGGUGAUCUGAGUUGGGUUUUGAUGUAUAGAAAGGUAGGACACAUUUGUACAGUGACUUGUAGUUAAAGUUAUACAAAACUUUAC